Molecule: messenger RNA, 810 nt
Organism: Candidozyma duobushaemuli
Lineage: Eukaryota; Fungi; Ascomycota; Pichiomycetes; Serinales; Metschnikowiaceae
Gene: REX2
Product: Rex2p
Exons: 1
Coding region: 1-810 (269 amino acids)
Cellular component (GO): mitochondrion
Molecular function (GO): 3'-5'-RNA exonuclease activity; nucleic acid binding
Source: RefSeq, a predicted model, not a curated record
AUGUUAUCUUCAAUAGCCGGUUUCUUCAGAAAGGCCCCCGUGGCAGCUGCCCGGGCGGUUCCUACAAGGAAAAACUCAGUCUUCAUGCCUUUGGUCUGGAUAGACUGUGAGAUGACCGGUCUCAACGUGGAAAAGGACCAUAUCAUCGAGAUCUGCUGCAUCAUCACAGACGGAGACUUGAACAUCGUGGACCAGAAUGGUUACGAGUCGACUGUUUACGUGUCAAAAAAGAUCCUUGAUAAUAUGGGAGAGUGGUGCGUUAACCAGCACGGUAAGCUGGGUCUUACAGCAAAGGUUUUGGCCAACCCCCAGCAAACGUUACUGAAGGUCCAAGAUGAGUUGCUCGACUACAUCCAGAAAUGGGUUCCUGAGCCACGUACGGGCUUGUUGGCAGGCAACUCCAUCCAUAUGGAUAAAUUUUUCAUGAUGAAGGAGUUUCCCCAGGUUAUCGAGCACCUUCAUUACCGUUUGGUAGAUGUCUCUUCUAUUAUGGAGGUUGGCAAACGCCAUAACCCACAGCUCAUGAAGGCCUGCCCACGCAAGAAUGGAGCUCAUACUGCUAAAUCAGACAUUUUGGAUAGCAUCGCCCAGUUGAGAUGGUAUAGAGAAAACUAUCUUCGUGGUCCCGAGGAUGAACUAGUUCACAAGAAACAGAAAGUUGAGACUCCAAGAUCACAGAAAAUUGUUGAUGGGCAUGUGGAGGCUUCUCCUAAGCCCAACCAACCGACUGUGACUGUGGAGAAGUCUUUUGAGCAGACUGAGGACGGCAUCAGAGAAAUCGAGAGACAUGUCAUCACCUCGAGCAAGUAA